AUGGAAAAACAAAAUGCAAGACUGGAGAAUCGAGCGACACAGGACCUAUGCGAAUGGAUAGGUAAAACUGGUCAUUCGGAUACUACUUUGAUGAGGGGUGUGAGGUGGGGGGGUUCUGAGGGGGGUGGGGCGCCAGGUGGAGGGGGGGGGGGGGGGGGGGGGGGGGGGGGGGGGGGGGGGGGGGGGGGGGGGGGGGGGGGGGGGGGGGGGGGGGGGGGGGGGGGGGGGGGGGGGGGGGGGGGGGGGGGGGGGGGGGGGGGGGGGGGGGGGGGGGGGGGGGGGGGGGGGGGGGGGGGGGGGGGGGGGGGGGGGGGGGGGGGGGGGGGGGGGGGGGGGGGGGGGGGGGGGGGGGGGGGGGGGGGGGGGGGGGGGGGGGGGGGGGGGGGGGGGGGGGGGGGGGGGGGGGGGGGGGGGGGGGGGGGGGGGGGGGGGGGGGGGGGGGGGGGGGGGGGGGGGGGGGGGGGGGGGGGGGGGGGGGGGGGGGGGGGGGGGGGGGGGGGGGGGGGGGGGGGGGGGGGGGGGGGGGGGGGGGGGGGGGGGGGGGGGGGGGGGGGGGGGGGGGGGGGGGGGGGGGGGGGGGGGGGGGGGGGGGGGGGGGGGGGGGGGGGGGGGGGGGGGGGGGGGGGGGGGGGGGGGGGGGGGGGGGGGGGGGGGGGGGGGGGGGGGGGGGGGGGGGGGGGGGGGGGGGGGGGGGGGGGGGGGGGGGGGGGGGGGGGGGGGGGGGGGGGGGGGGGGGGGGGGGGGGGGGGGGGGGGGGGGGGGGGGGGGGGGGGGGGGGGGGGGGGGGGGGGGGGGGGGGGGGGGGGGGGGGGGGGGGGGGGGGGGGGGGGGGGGGGGGGGGGGGGGGGGGGGGGGGGGGGGGGGGGGGGGGGGGGGGGGGGGGGGGGGGGGGGGGGGGGGGGGGGGGGGGGGGGGGGGGGGGGGGGGGGGGGGGGGGGGGGGGGGGGGGGGGGGGGGGGGGGGGGGGGGGGGGGGGGGGGGGGGGGGGGGGGGGGGGGGGGGGGGGGGGGGGGGGGGGGGGGGGGGGGGGGGGGGGGGGGGGGGGGGGGGGGGGGGGGGGGGGGGGGGGGGGGGGGGGGGGGGGGGGGGGGGGGGGGGGGGGGGGGGGGGGGGGGGGGGGGGGGGGGGGGGGGGGGGGGGGGGGGGGGGGGGGGGGGGGGGGGGGGGGGGGGGGGGGGGGGGGGGGGGGGGGGGGGGGGGGGGGGGGGGGGGGGGGGGGGGGGGGGGGGGGGGGGGGGGGGGGGGGGGGGGGGGGGGGGGGGGGGGGGGGGGGGGGGGGGGGGGGGGGGGGGGGGGGGGGGGGGGGGGGGGGGGGGGGGGGGGGGGGGGGGGGGGGGGGGGGGGGGGGGGGGGGGGGGGGGGGGGGGGGGGGGGGGGGGGGGGGGGGGGGGGGGGGGGGGGGGGGGGGGGGGGGGGGGGGGGGGGGGGGGGGGGGGGGGGGGGGGGGGGGGGGGGGGGGGGGGGGGGGGGGGGGGGGGGGGGGGGGGGGGGGGGGGGGGGGGGGGGGGGGGGGGGGGGGGGGGGGGGGGGGGGGGGGGGGGGGGGGGGGGGGGGGGGGGGGGGGGGGGGGGGGGGGGGGGGGGGGGGGGGGGGGGGGGGGGGGGGGGGGGGGGGGGGGGGGGGGGGGGGGGGGGGGGGGGGGGGGGGGGGGGGGGGGGGGGGGGGGGGGGGGGGGGGGGGGGGGGGGGGGGGGGGGGGGGGGGGGGGGGGGGGGGGGGGGGGGGGGGGGGGGGGGGGGGGGGGGGGGGGGGGGGGGGGGGGGGGGGGGGGGGGGGGGGGGGGGGGGGGGGGGGGGGGGGGGGGGGGGGGGGGGGGGGGGGGGGGGGGGGGGGGGGGGGGGGGGGGGGGGGGGGGGGGGGGGGGGGGGGGGGGGGGGGGGGGGGGGGGGGGGGGGGGGGUGGGGGGGGGGGGGGGGGGGGGGGGGGGGGGGGGGGGGGGGGGGGGGGGGGGGGGGGGGGGGGGGGGGGGGGGGGGGGGGGGGGGGGGGGGGGGGGGGGGGGGGGGGGGGGGGGGGGGGGGGGGGGGGGGGGGGGGGGGGGGGGGGGGGGGGGGGGGGGGGGGGGGGGGGGGGGGGGGGGGGGGGGGGGGGGGGGGGGGGGGGGGGGGGGGGGGGGGGGGGGGGGGGGGGGGGGGGGGGGGGGGGGGGGGGGGGGGGGGGGGGGGGGGGGGGGGGGGGGGGGGGGGGGGGGGGGGGGGGGGGGGGGGGGGGGGGGGGGGGGGGGGGGGGGGGGGGGGGGGGGGGGGGGGGGGGGGGGGGGGGGGGGGGGGGGGGGGGGGGGGGGGGGGGGGGGGGGGGGGGGGGGGGGGGGGGGGGGGGGGGGGGGGGGGGGGGGGGGGGGGGGGGGGGGGGGGGGGGGGGGGGGGGGGGGGGGGGGGGGGGGGGGGGGGGGGGGGGGGGGGGGGGGGGGGGGGGGGGGGGGGGGGGGGGGGGGGGGGGGGGGGGGGGGGGGGGGGGGGGGGGGGGGGGGGGGGGGGGGGGGGGGGGGGGGGGGGGGGGGGGGGGGGGGGGGGGGGGGGGGGGGGGGGGGGGGGGGGGGGGGGGGGGGGGGGGGGGGGGGGGGGGGGGGGGGGGGGGGGGGGGGGGGGGGGGGGGGGGGGGGGGGGGGGGGGGGGGGGGGGGGGGGGGGGGGGGGGGGGGGGGGGGUGGGGGGGGGGGGGGGGGGGGGGGGGGGGGGGGGGGGGGGGGGGGGGGGGGGGGGGGGGGGGGGGGGGGGGGGGGGGGGGGGGGGGGGGGGGGGGGGGGGGGGGGGGGGGGGGGGGGGGGGGGGGGGGGGGGGGGGGGGGGGGGGGGGGGGGGGGGGGGGGGGGGGGGGGGGGGGGGGGGGGGGGGGGGGGGGGGGGGGGGGGGGGGGGGGGGGGGGGGGGGGGGGGGGGGGGGGGGGGGGGGGGGGGGGGGGGGGGGGGGGGGGGGGGGGGGGGGGGGGGGGGGGGGGGGGGGGGGGGGGGGGGGGGGGGGGGGGGGGGGGGGGGGGGGGGGGGGGGGGGGGGGGGGGGGGGGGGGGGGGGGGGGGGGGGGGGGGGGGGGGGGGGGGGGGGGGGGGGGGGGGGGGGGGGGGGGGGGGGGGGGGGGGGGGGGGGGGGGGGGGGGGGUGGGGGGGGGGGGGGGGGGGGGGGGGGGGGGGGGGGGGGGGGGGGGGGGGGGGGGGGGGGGGGGGGGGGGGGGGGGGGGGGGUGGGGGGGGGGGGGGGGGGGGGGGGGGGGGGGGGGGGGGGGGGGGGGGGGGGGGGGGGGGGGUGGGGGGGGGGGGGGGGGGGGGGGGGGGGGGGGGGGGGGGGGGGGGGGGGGGGGGGGGGGGGGGGGGGGGGGGGGGUGGGGGGGGGGGGGGGGGGGGGGGGGGGGGGGGGGGGGGGGGGGGGGGGGGGGGGGGGGGGGGGGGGGGGGGGGGGGGGGGGGGGGGGGGGGGGGUGGGGGGGGGGGGGGGGGGGGGGGGGGGGGGGGGGGGGGGGGGGGGGGGGGGGGGGGGGGGGGGGGGGGGGGGGGGGGGGGGGGGGGGGGGGGGGGGGGGGGGGGGGGGGGGGGGGGGGGGGGGGGGGGGGGGGGGGGGGGGGGGGGGGGGGGGGGGGGGGGGGGGGGGGGGGGGGGGGGGGGGGGGGGGGGGGGGGGGGGGGGGGGGGGGGGGGGGGGGGGGGGGGGGGGGGGGGGGGGGGGGGGGGGGGGGGGGGGGGGGGGGGGGGGGGGGGGGGGGGGGGGGGGGGGGGGGGGGGGGGGGGGGGGGGGGGGGGGGGGGGGGGGGGGGGGGGGGGGGGGGGGGGGGGGGGGGGGGGGGGGGGGGGGGGGGGGGGGGGGGGGGGGGGGGGGGGGGGGGGGGGGGGGGGGGGGGGGGGGGGGGGGGGGGGGGGGGGGGGGGGGGGGGGGGGGGGGGGGGGGGGGGGGGUGGGGGGGGGGGGGGGGGGGGGGGGGGGGGGGGGGGGGGGGGGGGGGGGGGGGGGGGGGGGGCGGGGGGGGGGGGGGGGGGGGGGGGGGGGGGGGGGGGGGGGGGGGGGGGGGGGGGGGGGGGGGGGGGGGGGGGGGGGGGGGGGGGGGGGGGGGGGGGGGGGGGGGGGGGGGGGGGGGGGGGGGGGGGGGGGGGGGGGGGGGGGGGGGGGGGGGGGGGGGGGGGGGGGGGGGGGGGGGGGGGGGGGGGGGGGGGGGGGGGGGGGGGGGGGGGGGGGGGGGGGGGGGGGGGGGGGGGGGGGGGGGGGGGGGGGGGGGGGGGGGGGGGGGGGGGGGGGGGGGGGGGGGGGGGGGGGGGGGGGGGGGGGGGGGUGGGGGGGGGGGGGGGGGGGGGGGGGGGGGGGGGGGGGGGGGGGGGGGGGGGGGGGGGGGGGGGGGGGGGGGGGGGGGGGGGGGGGGGGGGGGGGGGGGGGGGGUGGGGGGGGGGGGGGGGGGGGGGGGGGGGGGGGGGGGGGGGGGGGGGGGGGGGGGGGGGGGGGGGGGGGGGGGGGGGGGGGGGGGGGGGGGGGGGGGGGGGGGGGGGGGGGGGGGGGGGGGGGGGGGGGGGGGGGGGGGGGGGGGGGGGGGGGGGGGGGGGGGGGGGGGGGGGGGGGGGGGGGGGGGGGGGGGGGGGGGGGGGGGGGGGGGGGGGGGGGGGGGGGGGGGGGGGGGGGGGGGGGGGGGGGGGGGGGGGGGGGGGGGGGGGGGGGGGGGGGGGGGGGGGGGGGGGGGGGGGGGGGGGGGGGGGGGGGGGGGGGGGGGGGGGGGGGGGGGGGGUGGGGGGGGGGGGGGGGGGGGGGGGGGGGGGGGGGGGGGGGGGGGGGGGGGGGGGGGGGGGGGGGGGGGGGGGGGGGGGGGGGGGGGGGGGGGGGGGGGGGGGGGGGGGGGGGGGGGGGGGGGGGGGGGGGGGGGGGGGGGGGGGGGGGGGGGUGGGGGGGGGGGGGGGGGGGGGGGGGGGGGGGGGGGGGGGGGGGGGGGGGGGGGGGGGGGGGGGGGGGGGGGGGGGGGGGGGGGGGGGGGGGGGGGGGGGGGGGGGGGGGGGGGGGGGGGGGGGGGGGGGGGGGGGGGGGGGGGGGGGGGGGGGGGGGGGGGGGGGGGGGGGGGGGGGGGGGGGGGGGGGGGGGGGGGGGGGGGGGGGGGGGGGGGGGGGGGGGGGGGGGGGGGGGGGGGGGGGGGGGGGGGGGGGGGGGGGGGGGGGGGGGGGGGGGGGGGGGGGGGGGGGGGGGGGGGGGGGGGGGGGGGGGGGGGGGGGGGGGGGGGGGGGGGGGGGGGGGGGGGGGGGGGGGGGGGGGGGGGGGGGGGGGGGGGGGGGGGGGGGGGGGGGGGGGGGGGGGGGGGGGGGGGGGGGGGGGGGGGGGGGGGGGUGGGGGGGACUUAUGA
Messenger RNA from Dicrocoelium dendriticum, 5292 nucleotides. The record is from the annotation of a GenBank genome assembly. NCBI's taxonomy places the organism in Eukaryota, Metazoa, Platyhelminthes, Trematoda, Plagiorchiida, Dicrocoeliidae.